Molecule: messenger RNA, 600 nt
Organism: Knipowitschia caucasica
Lineage: Eukaryota; Metazoa; Chordata; Actinopteri; Gobiiformes; Gobiidae
Source: the annotation of a GenBank genome assembly
AUGAGACCUCCCAGUUUGCAGAAGGACCAGAGAGAGCAGAGGGACCAGAGGGAGCAGAGGGACCAGAGCAAGCAGAGAGAGCAGAGGGACCAGAGCGAGCAGAGAGAGCAGAGGGACCAGAGAGAACAGAGGGAGCAGAGGGACCGGAGGGACCAGAGAGAGCAGAUGGACCAGAGAGAGCAGAGGGAGCAGAGGGAGCAGAGGGAGCAGAGAGAGCAGAGGGAGCAGAGGGAGCAGAGAGAGCAGAGGGAGCAGAGAGAGCAGAGGGAGCAGAGGGAGCAGAGAGAGCAGAGAGAGCAGAUGGAGCAGAGAGAGCAGAUGGAGCAGAGGGAGCAGAGAGAGCAGAGUGACCAGAGGGAGCAGAGAGAGCAGAGAGAGCAGAGUGACCAGAGGGAGCAGAGAGAGCAGAGGGAGCAGAUGGAGCAGAGAGAGCAGAGAGAGCAGAGAGAGCAGAGUGACCAGAGGGAGCAGAGAGAGCAGAGAGAGCAGAGUGACCAGAGGGAGCAGAGAGAGCAGAGGGAGCAGAUGGAGCAGAGAGAGCAGAGAGAGCAGAGAGAGCAGAGAGGUGUGAGGCGGUCCCAUUAUGAUGUCGCACUCUGA